GUCAUUCAUUUCUCCUGCUCCUCCACGCGACGGUAACAGCCCCAUCUCCGACGACAUUGCACCACUGAUCUCCGACGACCUUGGUUCUGAAAAUUGGACCGACCGGACCUUGAACCGUGUUUCUCUACCGUUCGGAUUGACUUGAGAAAUCGCUAGACAUAAAACCGUUUUGAAACCGCUGUAUCGAUUGGAUACCGGCCGGUUCUCAAUCACCUGCCUCAAACAGUGUCGUUUUGGCUUAUAAAAAAAAAAAAUUGAAGCCUCGCACUCGCAGUCUCACACGAACCAUCAUUUGAGCACAUUGCUCUUCCCUCAUUUUGAGAAAGAAAAGAGGAGACAACCCUACCAUUCACCGCCGCCGCCGCCGCCGCUCUUCUCACCGCCAUCGUCCCACCAUCGUGUGGUCGUCCUCCAUCGUCCCCUCUGCUGUAUUCUCCAACGCCUCUGUUCAUUCGCCAACCUCUUCGUGUCGUAUCGCCAGCUCCAGUUCGUCUGUUCGUCGCCCAUCGUCCGUGGUUGUCCGCCGGCGUUCUUGCUCAAUCUCCCUCAUACUCUACUCACUUCUCAGACCGAAGACUUCAGAUUCAGAGAGGUUCCUCAUCUUUGCUUGCUUGGAUCAGUAUGGUUUAGGUUGAACCGGUUGGAUCAGUGAAUCAGUAAUUAAAGCGGUUCAAUGACUGGUCCAGUUUUCAGAACCUUGCCGACGACUCACCAACUCUGAGCUCCAUAGAAUUCGCAUUUUCCAACACCAUACAGCCACCAUGGAUGUUGAUUCACAGCCAACUAUGGAAGAAACGAUUCUGGUGGGCGAUGACCUGAUGAUGGGUCCACCGUCACCUGUUGUGCCACCUGAAAUUGCAUCCCAUGUUCUCCGCGGUGUUGAUUUGUGUGAUGGAAUCCUUAAGAACCUGUUUUUAUGCUUGCAAAUCAAUGACAUUGAACCAUUCUGCCAGGAUGAGCUUGCUCUUUAUAAACAAUGUGCUGAAAGAAGGGACAUGGAGAUUAGGAAUCGUCUUCAAGAAAGUGAGCGGAAAUUGGGUUCAUCAAUGCCUUUUGAAGAAGCCAAGGAGAGAGUUACCCAGCUUGAGAAAGAAGUUACGUCAUUGGAUAGGCACCUCAUUCUUGCUACUGGAGCUGAAGGCAUGGAAGGUUUUCGACAAAGAUGGAGUUUACAUGGCCGCCUAACUGAUACCAAGAAAAGGUUGGAGUCCUUAAAGCAGGGCAUAGAUAGCAGAAAAUGAGGAUGAGUCCAACAACAGAAAUUUGGUUCCUAGGUGAAGGUUGAACCUGCAUCAGGGGGGCACCUUGUUAUAUGCAUCCAUCCAAAUCGUUUAGAAAUAUGGUAUUCUGAUUAUUUGUUGUCGUAAAUUUAACGAUGUAUGUAUUUUGGUGCCCUCAAUAGUCAAUAUUUUCAUUGGCCAAUUCUAUGGUGCCUUUUGUUUGGUGUCUAAUUUUUGCCUAAAUUACCUUUUAUAGUAAUUUUAAAAUAUUUAAAAUUUUUUAACUUUUAUACUUUUAAAUUUAAAAUUAAUCAUUUAACUUAUUUUAGCAAUUAAACAAUAUCUUUUAGGCACCAUAGCAAACACCAUUUUCAUUCUACCUGUGCUCCCUCUAAUUUCUAGGGAAAAUAGUCACGUUAUAUCUAAUGUGAUCAACUUAGAACUCUAUGCUACAUAUUUGUUAGGUUUGUAGCAAAGAUGAAAGAUGUCAUUUCCUUCUGAUAGGAUUUCAGAAAUGUGUGAUUUUAGGCUUUAAUUAGUUUAGCUUUUAACCGGUAUAGAUUUUAUUUUAUUUUCAAAUUGACAUCGUUCAAAAUUACCAUAGUUUGAUAUGUGAGAAAACACUAGACAAUUAUUUUAUCUAUUAUAGUUAUUAUUGUUUGUAUUUAUUAAGAAUUAUUUUUAACAGAGUCUAUAAAAAAUAUUGUAAUUUUAAAAAAGUUAUUUUUCAAAUGGAAACUUUAGUAAAUUGCAUGUUUAGAGUGUAAAAGAAAGCGUCUGAUUGUCUUGUCAUUUUUUCAUCUUCCCAAUUCACAUUCAUUUUUCAUCUCCCCAAUUCACAUUCACUUGCUUUCAAAUGGUGUCUAGAUAAUUGCUAGUUAAAACUUAAAAUAGAUGUGCUUUUCAGAUUUUGAGUGUUACCAUGAGGUCAAAGUAAAUUAAUUAAUAACUUGUUUUUGCGUUUCCACGUUUAUGUUGUUGGGACAUUAAAACUAAAUAUUAAUAUAUUAAUUAACUAUUUAUUUAACCUUCCAAACGUUGUGGUUUUUAUUAUUUUUUCUUUGGUUUAAUAUUUUUGUUCUGAGAGUUACCUGAAACGUUGAUUUGGAUCUGAACAUGAGGUCCAGAUUCUUUUGUAUGGCAGCGUCCAACUUAUUGAUGUCGAGAUGUUGCUUGUCUGAGUUCCUUGUAGAGGAGGAGGAUGGUAUCUGCAAGAGGCUCUGAUGCUUAAGUUAGUAAAGGUUUUAGGCAGAUUUUUAGUAGAUUAGAAUGUAGAUUAUAUUUGAAGGAUGCCAGUGUAUUUAUAAUAGAGUUGAUGACCACUUUUUUUGAAAAAGUUCCAUCUUUAUUGAUGGAUAACUAUUCCCUUUAUCUUGGGAGUUUGUUGGAAACUAUCUUUUUUAGGGAAAAUAAAGAUUGUAGGAGAGAUUCGCGGAGACAGUUACUUGCUUGGACAAGUGGAGCUGGACUCCCUUGCGGUGUCCGACCUCUUCAAAGAGAUCGGGUAUGGAUGAAGAUCUCUUUCCAGGAUUGGUCUGUCAAUCCUUAUUGGGUCUGGCCUUAGUUGCUGGAUUAGGGUAUGAAUAAUAUUCCUGCUUGAGUCCUGAACUUUAUGUAGGUCGAGAUCAAGCAAUUCGUGGCUUCUGCUUAGACGUCAGGUACCCCGCCUUUCCACAGGUUGGAUACUCGAUGUGUUUUGAAAAUUUGAAUGUUGCCUCAUUAAAUGAGGGGCGAACGUUGCGCAGCAGUUUUUCUUGGGAUCCUGCAUGUUUUAAAGAGGAGUUUAGAGUCAUUAUGUCCAUUGUCUCCUAUAAAAGCAUUUUUGGCUCUUCUUCUUCCCCUUUCCCAACUGUCGAAAGCUUUUUCAUUUUCUUCUCUCUUUGCAAAAAAUCUUUCUUCUUCUGUUCUUGCCUUCUAGUUGCUCUCGAUUCCAAGAUUUCUUCAUCUUGGAUCUUUUAAAGAUUUUGCUUUAUGGAGAGGAAGGUUUGUGAUUUGCGGCUUUGAGGUGCUCCUCCUUCUUUGAAUUUUCAUCGAGAGACCAUGGCUUCCAAGACUUUUUCUAUGAAGUAUCUGCGUCAGACUAAGAACACCAUUGUGGUUCGAAGUCUCCAAGGUCAAGAAACCGGUGGCACCUCCUCCUGUCCUUCCCCACAAAAAACGGAUUCUGGUCCUGCUUCCUAGAAGAAGCCCAUCCCUAAUCCUUCUAUUUGCCUGAUUCUCUUCGACCCGACUUUGGAAAGCUCAGGUACCCUGUCUUGCUCGUCACCUUCAGGGCCUCCUCCCAAAAAACAGAAAAUUGUUGUGGAGUCGAGUAUCAAUGAUAAGGAUUUUGACGGGUUUGCUUGGAGCGAGAGGAAUAUUUUGCCCCAUCGCCAGAUAGCCAUGGAUGAUGUGGCUAUUCAAAAUCACCUCAACCAUAUGGCCCGUAAUUGUAUCCGUAUGGUGGGAGUGGGCACUGCUCUGGCUAAAGAGCUAAAAAAGACUCAUGUACGUGCCACCCAAGCCUUUCUGGACUCUGUCGAAGCUGAAGUGGAAAGGCUGAAGGGUUUGAAGGAAGAGUUAGAAUAGAAGAAAGCCAGACUAAAGUCUUACUUGGAGAAAGCCCGUUCUCAGGCGAUAAAGGCUGAGGCUGCAGCAUUAAUGGCUGAGGGGGUAAAAAAGAGGGCCGAGGGGAGUUAUACUCAGACCUAUGGAGAGUUGAUCAACCUUCGGGAGGAGUUAAAAAAUGCCCGGGAGGAACAUGCCGCCCUUCAGGAAAAUGUGGUCGCAGGAAUGGACGAGAUGUUUGAAAAUUUAAAGGCUCAAGUCUGAGUCCUUGCCCCCGUCCUAGACCUUUCCUUGCUCGGCCAAGACAACAUCGUCGUUGACGGGAAGAUCGUGUUGGCCCCUGAUGAGGAUGAGGGGCCUCCUCUCAACCCGAAGUCCCAAGGCAGCUGACCUCCUCAGUCUCCCGAGGUCCAGGUCGAGGUCGAAAAUGCUAAGACUCCUUCUUCACCUCCUCGUCCUAUCCUAGCCGUCCCGGUUUUUGUGCAUCCUCCAACCCAUCCUGUCAAGAGUAAAGAUGCCCAGACAGGUGAGGAUCUCAAUCCGCUUCUUGGCAAGACUUCUUGAAUUUUCUUUAGUCUUGUUUUGGAUAUUUGGAAGGACCUGGCUUGUGGGUCUUAUGACACUUAAUAUAGUUUGCUUUCUCCACAAUCUAUAUAAAGUAGUAUUCAAGUUACUUUCUUACGUUUAAAGAAAUCUUUUGUAUUUUAAAUGAAUGAAGCUAGGUCCUUUUGAGGUUGAAUAUAGUUUUCCUGAUUUUGGAUCUUAAGAACUUUGUUAAGUUAUGAGUUUUCCUUCAUAGUUACGACUUUGAGUAGUCGGUCUUUAUUAA
Arachis stenosperma is the source of this 4596-nucleotide messenger RNA. RefSeq lists its product as uncharacterized. NCBI's taxonomy places the organism in Eukaryota, Viridiplantae, Streptophyta, Magnoliopsida, Fabales, Fabaceae. Bases 762 to 1241 code for a protein of 159 amino acids. The record is from RefSeq and is a predicted model, not a curated record. The transcript is spliced from 9 exons.